Messenger RNA from Ilex paraguariensis (yerba mate), 577 nucleotides. The record is from the annotation of a GenBank genome assembly. NCBI's taxonomy places the organism in Eukaryota, Viridiplantae, Streptophyta, Magnoliopsida, Aquifoliales, Aquifoliaceae.
CCAUCAUCAACCGCCAAUUCCCAAACUCCCACCGGUCUCUCUCUCUCAAUCAAUACGAAUAUAAACAAUACAUGUUGAUGCAUGCAUUUAUAUAACUGUCUCGAGCUAUAUUUAUAAAUUGUGUGUUUCUGUGUGGAAAGAAGGAAUGGAAGGCGUGCCAGUAAGUGUAUCCAGAAGAUUACCGGGGUAUUGGAGGAUCAGAGGCUAUGAGCGGCUCAGUGGGACUGGUCGGAGACGGAAGACUACUCGGUUGGCGUUAGGUGCGGUCGGUUCGAACCGGAGAAGGCGGUUCUUGAGGAUAAAGGUUACUCCCAAGCUGAAGCUAAAGCUGAAGCUGAAGCUCCGAUUCUCGCCCAAGAAGUUCUUCUGUGGCCUGAGGGACGCUUACGUGAACACGAUGCUGAGGUUUGCUAAUUCCAGAGUGAUCAAUGGUGGUGGUGGGAUUGUUGGGGAUGAGAGGAUGAUCAUUCAGAUCUACAAAUCAAUUGUGAUGGCUCAGGGCCAAUUGGUGCCCCUUGAUGCAGCCAGAAUUGGCACCGAGAUGGUCUGCCACCGAAAAUUGCAGCAAGGGUCUUAA